Molecule: messenger RNA, 819 nt
Organism: Henningerozyma blattae CBS 6284
Lineage: Eukaryota; Fungi; Ascomycota; Saccharomycetes; Saccharomycetales; Saccharomycetaceae
Gene: PET122
Product: Pet122p
Exons: 1
Coding region: 1-819 (272 amino acids)
Biological process (GO): positive regulation of mitochondrial translation
Cellular component (GO): mitochondrial inner membrane
Molecular function (GO): translation initiation factor activity
Source: RefSeq, a predicted model, not a curated record
AUGAGCUUAAAUACUGCAGCUAAAAUUGCUAAAGUAAACAAAACAUUCUUGUCCAGGAAAAACCCAACUGCUAAUAUUUCACUGGAGUUACGAUCAAUUUUGCAUUCUUUACAAAAAGUCCCAAUUAGAAAAUCAAACUCAAGUACAAUAUAUGAAUACUUCAAUGCUUGUUUAAUUAACCGAUAUUGGUUAGGUGCUAGGUUUGUUUGGUACAAGUAUGUUGUUAGAUCUGGGGCACUGACCUUGAAACCCUGGCAACUAUCUGUUCUGGGUAAUAUGUCAGUUGCAGCAGAUAAUUAUUUUAUUCCACCAGCUACUGUAAAAUAUUACGAGCGUUUUGGUAAAGUAAACGGAUCAACAGAAUAUGAAUAUUUCAUUCGACGAAACAAGGUGGAAGCCUUUGCCAAGGGUACUUUAGAGAAGACUCAAUUUCGUGAAAAAUGGAAAGUCUUUAUACAAGAUAUGGAUAACGUGUUACCCCCCACAGUUGAAUAUAAAGUUCAAGAUUUUCCAUGGUUGGUGACCUCUUUAAAAUAUCAAAUAGCUACAGAAGCCGUUUUAAAAAAAUUAUUGUUUGGAGUAGGUACAAAGAUCCAAGUCCAUAACAAAUCAUCUUAUUCUUUGCUUUUGAGCAUUAUACUAUUACAAGAUUUAAUCACUAUUGAUUCCAAAGUCCAAAUAUUUGAAACUUUUGCCAAACUCCAUAGAAAAGUAGAUUUAGCUGAUCAUUACAAGAUUCUAAAUAAAAUUUGUAAGAAGGAUAAGUUUCUACUUAAUCGUGUAAAUACAAUAUAUGCAGAGUCUACAAAUCGUGCGUAA